UUCGGGUUCGGGUCAAAACAGCCAUUGUCGUUCUUUUAUUUCCUUUCGUUCCGAUUCAAAUAAGAGAGAGAGAAGUAAGUUUCGAGCAGAGAAUAACAAUAAUAGUAUUAGCAGAAGCUCAGCUCCGCCACCGCCACCGGAGAAAUCAUUCUCAGUUCCAAACAAACAAAUAAAAAAAAACCCGUCUGUAUCUUUCUUUCUUGGGUAGACAUGUUGUGCAACAGUUGAGAGCAGUUGCAUGCCCCUCCCCACCCAUAACUUCCUUUCUCAUUUCCCGAUCUUCGCAUUAAUCAUACUCCUGGGAGAUCUCACGACACCAAAACCCAGCUUAAAAGAAGAAGAAGAAGAAGAAGAUCUACUUGUUCCAAACGACACCUUCUCCUGUCGUUUUAGUUAACGCCGCUCGAGAUCUGUGUCUCCUUCUUGGCUUUUGAGCUAUUGGCGGUGCUGGGUUUUCUCUGGAAAAAUCUUUUUUUUUAUAUAUAAAAUUUCUAAUGGGAGUUAAGGGUGGGAUAAGUGGAUAGUUUACAAAGUAAUGAAGGAGUGGAAGAUUAGGAGAAGCGGCUUUGAGGUCGGCGAGACAAAGAUUGCGAGCUUAUUUGGCUGAUGUGUGUUCUGUAAGGAAAAAGAAGUAGUAGAAGAAGACAUCUGUUUUUUUUUUUUUUUUUUUUUUUAAUUAGGGUUUUUGGAUUUGUGAAAAGAUUUGGUGGGUGGUGGGGAGAGUAACAAUUAAAAAAAAAACAGUUAGAGCUUUUUUUGGUGUUUCCUCGUCAUAAUUACAUUUGGGAAUCUUGGAUCUUUGAAGAAACAAAGUUGGAAAGAAAGAUGAGAUUGUCUACUGCUGGGUUUAAUCCUCAACCUCAUGAAGUUACAGGGGAGAAGAGAGUUCUAAAUUCUGAGCUGUGGCAUGCUUGUGCUGGUCCUCUUGUCUCCUUACCUCCUGUUGGAUCCAGAGUUGUGUAUUUCCCUCAAGGUCACAGUGAACAGGUGGCUGCUUCGACCAACAAAGAAGUGGAUGCUCAUAUACCAAACUACCCCAGCUUGCAUCCUCAGCUUAUCUGUCAGCUUCACAAUGUCACAAUGCAUGCUGAUGUGGAGACUGAUGAAGUCUACGCACAAAUGACUUUGCAACCAUUGAACGCUCAAGAACAAAAAGAUCCAUACCUUCCUGCGGAGUUAGGUGUCCCGAGUAGACAGCCUACAAACUAUUUCUGCAAAACUCUGACUGCUAGUGAUACCAGCACUCAUGGUGGUUUCUCUGUGCCUCGCCGAGCUGCUGAGAAAGUCUUCCCUCCCUUGGAUUACUCUCAGCAGCCUCCAGCUCAAGAGUUGAUGGCGAGAGAUCUGCACGAUAACGAGUGGAAGUUCAGGCAUAUUUUCAGAGGCCAACCUAAAAGACACCUCCUUACUACUGGUUGGAGCGUAUUUGUGAGUGCUAAAAGGCUUGUCGCUGGUGACUCUGUUCUUUUCAUCUGGAACGACAAGAACCAGUUACUUCUUGGUAUAAGACGGGCCAACCGUCCACAGACUGUCAUGCCUUCGUCUGUUUUGUCAAGUGACAGUAUGCAUCUAGGCCUUCUUGCUGCUGCUGCUCAUGCUGCCGCUACUAAUAGUCGCUUCACCAUCUUCUAUAACCCAAGGGCAAGUCCUUCAGAGUUUGUGAUACCACUGGCUAAGUACGUGAAAGCGGUUUAUCACACUCGCGUCUCUGUUGGCAUGCGGUUUAGGAUGCUGUUUGAAACCGAGGAAUCAAGUGUUCGUAGGUACAUGGGUACAAUAACUGGCAUUUGUGAUCUAGAUCCUACUCGUUGGGCUAAUUCUCACUGGCGGUCCGUUAAGGUUGGAUGGGAUGAGUCAACUGCAGGAGAGAGGCAACCGAGAGUUUCCUUGUGGGAGAUUGAGCCUUUGACGACAUUCCCUAUGUAUCCGUCUCCUUUUCCUCUAAGGCUUAAACGUCCAUGGCCUCCAGGUCUCCCAUCUUUUCAUGGACUUAAAGAAGACGAUAUGAGUAUGGGUAUGGGUAUGAGUUCGCCGCUUAUGUGGGACAGAGGACUUCAGUCUCUAAACUUUCAAGGAAUGGGAGUAAACCCGUGGAUGCAGCCUAGACUUGAUGCUUCUGGCUUGCUUGGUAUGCAGAAUGAUGUUUACCAAGCAAUGGCUGCAGCUGCUCUUCAAGACAUGAGAGGCAUUGAUCCUGCUAAAGCUGCUGCUUCACUUCUUCAGUUCCAAAACCCCUCGGGCUUCUCAAUGCAACCCCCUUCCUUAAUGCAGCCACAGAUGCUACAGCAGCAACUCUCUCAGCAGCAGCAGCAGCAACAACAACUCUCUCAACAGCAGCAGCAACAGUCUUAUCUGCCCGUUCCUGAAACCCACCAGCCUCAAUCUCAGUCAAACACUCUUCUCUCUCAGCAGCAGCAGCAGCAGCAGCAGCAGCAAGUGGUGGAUAAUCAUAAUCAGUCAGCCUCCACUGCUGCCGCUGUUUCUGCUAUGUCUCAGUUUGGUUCUGCUUCUCAGUCCAUGACUUCUCUGUGUCAGCAACAAAGCUUCUUAGACACCAACGGAGGAAACAACAAUCCUAUGUCUCCGCUCCACACUCUUCUCAGCAACUUCUCUCAAGACGAGUCAUCUCAACUGCUCAACCUCACUAGAACAACAAACUCUGCUGCAAUGACUUCUUCCGGUUGGCCAUCAAAGCGUCCUGCAGUUGAUUUAUCAUCGUUCGGCAACAACAGCAACACUCAAUCCGUAAUUGAGCAACUGGGACAGUCCCACAACACAAGCAACGUUCCUCCAAACGCUGUCUCGUUGCCUCCAUUCCCCGGUGGGGGUAGAGAGUGCUCAAUAGAGCAAGAAGGAGGAAGCCCCUCAGACCCACAUAGCCAUCUUCUGUUUGGAGUCAACAUAGAUUCAUCUUCCCUCUUGAUGCCAAACGGAAUGUCGAACCUUAGAAGCAUAGGCAUUGAAGGAGGCGACUCCACCACUCUACCUUUCACAACAUCUAACUUCAACAACGACUUCUCCGGUGGUAAUCUUGCAAUGACCACACCUUCUAGUUGUAUAGACGAACCAGGGUUUCUACAGUCCUCUGAAAACCUCGGUUCUGAGAACCAACAAUCCAAUAAUACCUUUGUGAAGGUGUACAAGUCAGGGUCUUUUGGACGAUCACUAGAUAUAACGAAGUUUAGCAGCUACCACGAGCUGCGAAGCGAGCUUGCUCGCAUGUUUGGCCUAGAAGGCCAGUUAGAAGACCCUGUGAGAUCAGGCUGGCAGCUUGUAUUUGUCGACCGAGAGAACGAUGUUCUUCUCCUCGGCGAUGACCCUUGGCCGGAGUUUGUGAGCAGUGUGUGGUGCAUAAAGAUACUGUCACCACAAGAAGUGCAGCAGAUGGGGAAAAGAGGCCUUGAGCUUCUCAACUCAGCUCCUCCAUCCUCGAACAACAACGUCGUCGAGAAGCUCCCGAGCAAUAACGGGAACUGCGAUGACUUUGGGAACCGGUCAGACCCGAGGAACCUUGGUAACGGUAUUGCAUCCGUUGGGGGUUCGUUCAACUACUAGAGAAGAAAAACCCCUUUUCUUGGUAAUCAAGUUAUUAUGUUUUAUCAAAAAUAGUAUUUGAUCUUCUUAGUUUUAAUUACUAGUAAGCUAAACUGUCUUUAUUACUUACAAAAAGGGAGCUUUGCGUUGGCCUUUGUGGAGACAAAAAAAAACUAAAACUAUGUAAUAGCUCUUAUCUUUUAUGUCGUAAUACUGUAAUUAUAAGAUCUUUUUGGUCUUUUUCUUAUAUGAAUAUUUUUUUUAUGUCA
This is a messenger RNA of Brassica napus (rape), 3803 nucleotides long. Its product is annotated as auxin response factor 6. Gene Ontology annotation, cellular component: nucleus. Lineage: Eukaryota; Viridiplantae; Streptophyta; Magnoliopsida; Brassicales; Brassicaceae. The coding region runs from base 826 to 3555 and encodes 909 amino acids. Gene Ontology annotation, biological process: regulation of DNA-templated transcription; response to hormone. The transcript is spliced from 14 exons. The record is from RefSeq and is a predicted model, not a curated record. Gene Ontology annotation, molecular function: protein binding; DNA binding.